AUGCCUUCUAACAAGAUUGUUUCCAAUGGCAACGGCGCCGCACAGGAAUACUCGUUUCCACCUGGAAUCCACGUCCCUUCCCUGACUUGGUUUAAGAACGAUCAGAAUCAGGACAUCGACUGGGAUGUCCAGGAGAAGCACUUCGAGUUCCUCAUCUCCAACGGCCUACACGGCAUUGUUAUUGCAGGCACAAACGGCGAAGCAGCAACACUAUCUUCUGCUGAAAAGAUUCAGUUAGUGCAGAAAGCACGCAAGACUGCUCAGAGAUUAGGGCGCGGCGACCUUCCCAUCACACUCGGCGGCGUAGCAGGCUCAACACGCGAUGCUAUUCAGCAGACAAUCGAGGCUAAGGAAGCAGGCGCAAGCGCGUUCCUUGCUCUCGUACCAUCAUACUUCCACUUCGCAAUGAACCAGGACGCAAUUGUUGCGUUCUUCCAGGAGCUGGCAGACGCAAGCCCCAUCCCCAUCGUGCUGUACAACUUCCCUGGUGUAGUGGCUGGUCUCGACAUCAACUCUGAGAUGCUAGAUAUCUUGGGCAGGCAUCGCAACAUCGUAGCCGUCAAGCUCACAUGCGGCGGUAUCGCGAAGGUCGCGAGAGUGUCUGCUUCUUUCAAGAAGUCUGAGUUCGUCGCACUGGCCGGGCAGAGUGACUGGUUGAUCCCAGCUCUGAGCGUUGGCGGCGUGGGCACAAUCACUGGCGUUGCCAACCUGUAUCCCAAGACUUGCGUACAAAUGUUCAACCUCUACCAGUCCGGCAAGCACGAGGAAGCAUCUGCGCUCCAGGUCAAGCUGUCAGUCACCGAGUGGGGCUUCGGAAAGGGCGGUAUCAACGGCACCAAGUAUGUGGUCGCACACAAGAGGGGAUACUCAGAGUCGAGCACCGACUGCAGAAGGCCAUACCCUAGGUACGUUGACGAGGAGAAGAGGAAGUGGGUCGUCAAUCAGGUCUCUGGCCUGGACGAGCUCGAGGCUUCUCUGUAG
Messenger RNA from Didymella exigua CBS 183.55, 981 nucleotides. Its product is annotated as aldolase. The record is from RefSeq and is a predicted model, not a curated record. Bases 1 to 981 code for a protein of 326 amino acids. Lineage: Eukaryota; Fungi; Ascomycota; Dothideomycetes; Pleosporales; Didymellaceae. The transcript has 2 exons. Gene Ontology annotation, molecular function: 4-hydroxy-tetrahydrodipicolinate synthase activity.